Messenger RNA from Bipolaris victoriae FI3, 381 nucleotides. RefSeq lists its product as hypothetical. The record is from RefSeq and is a predicted model, not a curated record. The transcript has 2 exons. Bases 1 to 381 code for a protein of 126 amino acids. NCBI's taxonomy places the organism in Eukaryota, Fungi, Ascomycota, Dothideomycetes, Pleosporales, Pleosporaceae.
AUGGAUAACACCACUUGUUUCUGGCCUUCCCUUGGUCUACCUUCGGGUGUUUUCUGGUGGAUCAUCCCAUUUGUUUUUUCCUUUCCUUUCUUUUUUCCAAGCCUCCAUAUUGAGGGAGGGCUAGUCGUGUUGUUCUAUCGGCGGCAAGAAAAGGUCGCAUAUGUUUACGCGGCUUCCUUGUUUUUACGAGUAGAAGAUAUCAGGCAUGGGUCAGCAUUGGGGCUGACAAAAGAACGAUGUUGUUGCAGCAGUCGGAAUGGUAGAACUGGGACGGGGGCACCCGAAUCGGCUCCUUCCUUACCUCCUCUGGGAGAAGGUGCUAUGUCUACUAUCCUAAGCUCAUUAGUAUCGCUCAGCGAAAUGACGAUAAACUCUCUGUAA